UACAAUCACUGACGACGCGGUCCUUCGUCCCUCAUCGAUCCCUAGCUAAUCCCUACAUAAAGCUAGCAGCCUCGCGUCCCGAAGGAAGACGCAGCUUAAAACCACACCAAAACCCCAUCGCUCGAGCUAGCGGCGACGAGCGCCACAUUCAAAGAAGAGAGCUAGCUUAGUUAUACACUUGUACUUCGAUUGGUCAUGGCGGAGCGCAACCUCGCGCCGACGUGGGUCGCCACGGCCAGCUUCGGGUUCCUCACGCUCAACUCCGGCCUCGCCAUCUACAGCGCCAGGGGCGACCCCGCCUCCGUCCUCUUCAUCGUCGGCUCGUACCUCGCCCUGCUCCUCCUCUUCCGCUGCCUCCGCGCCUACGAGCGCGCGCCGCCCGGGUCCCCGGAGAGGGAGCGGGCGAGGCGCGCCGUGUGGCCGUUCACCACGCUGCUCACGGCGGCGUUCUCAUCUCCACGAGCUGGAGCUGCUGGAGCUGGACAUCCCAUGGAGCGGCAAGUCGCGGCGCUAAUGAUGGCAGCCUUCGGCGCCAUGGCCUGCGACUCGGCGCUUGCCGUCCACGACGCCUGCGGCGGUGGCGUCGUCUCCGCGGCGGCCGUGCUCGUCGCGUACGCCGCGCUCCUGGCACUGACCUUCCGCUUCCUCCGUGCGUUCGCAGGCCGUGCGCGCGGGGUCGGGCACGAACAGGACGAUGAAGGCCGCGGUGUGACCGCUGUCGACGCUGUUCGUCUGGACUAUGGUUGAGUGGGUGGUUUGUUCUUUAGUAACGCGUUCAGUUGAAGUGGCCCGCCGUCGCUUCACUCUCUUCUUAUUUCCCGUGUACCUGCAUGGUAGGUGAAACAUGUUUGCUUGCUUUAUUUGAAUAUAAAAAGCAUCUCUCUUCUCA
Messenger RNA from Setaria italica (foxtail millet), 889 nucleotides. RefSeq lists its product as uncharacterized. NCBI's taxonomy places the organism in Eukaryota, Viridiplantae, Streptophyta, Magnoliopsida, Poales, Poaceae. The transcript has a single exon. Bases 196 to 747 code for a protein of 183 amino acids. The record is from RefSeq and is a predicted model, not a curated record.